GGACGUUGAAAAGGAGCGGACUGGAUCUUAGUUUACUUGCGACGAAAGCAAGGACCCGGUGACCUACCCCCAAGCUCAGUUUCUCGUCCUCUUCGCCUCGUUGGAUUUCAAGGAGGAAAGAUGACUGCCGAUGUGGAGAUGAAAGAGGUCCAGGCGUUUUCCAAUUCCGUCUCCUCCGCCGGCGUUCCUUCCACUCUUCAACAUAUGAAGGAGAUCGCGUCCCUGAUCGAGUCUGGUGCGCAGGCCAAGGAAGUGCGCCGGAUCGUGCGUGCGGUGCGCCUCACUAUGAUGCUCCGUCGGAAGCUCAGGGCCCCCCUGGUAGCCGCGUUCCUUGGCUACGUUCUAACCCCGGCCUCGGAGGUCUUUGCUAAGCUCUCGUCCUAUCUUCCCAAGGAUGAUGACCAUGACAUGGAUGUGGAUACAGCAGCAUCAGCAGUCCAAGGUCCAGCCAAGCACUCUAUACCGGAACUUGAAAUUUACUGUUACUUGCUUGUUCUCAUAUUUCUUAUUGACCAAAAGAGAUACAAUGAGGCUAAAGCAUGUUCUUCUGCUAGUAUUGCUCGCUUAAGGAACAUGAACCGAAGAACUGUGGAUGUUAUAGCUGCUCGCCUGUAUUUCUACUACUCAUUCACUUAUGAACUCACAAAUAGUCUAGCUGAAAUUCGUGGGACCCUUCUUGCUUUGCAUAGGAUGGCAACUUUAAGGCAUGAUGAGUUGGGUCAGGAAACCCUUCUGAAUCUUCUACUUCGCAAUUAUCUUCACUACAACUUGUACGACCAGGCUGAGAAGCUGAGGUCAAAAGCACCACGUUUUGAGGCACACUCAAAUCAACAGUUCUGUCGUUAUCUACUCUACCUUGGAAAAAUUAGAACCAUUCAGUUGGAAUAUACGGAUGCCAAAGAGAGCCUCCUGCAAGCUGCUCGGAAAGCACCAGUUGCUGCACGUGGGUUUCGGAUCCAGUGCAACAAGUGGGCUGUCAUUGUCCGUCUACUUCUUGGAGAGAUCCCCGAAAGAACUGUUUUCAUGCAGAAAGGCAUGAAGAAAGCUUUGACACCAUAUUUUGAGCUUACUAAUGCUGUGCGGAUUGGAGAUUUGGAGCUAUUUAGAACUGUUGCAGAUAAAUAUUCAGGAACUUUCAGUUCAGACAGGACCCGCAAUUUAAUUGUCAGACUACGCCACAAUGUGAUAAGGACUGGACUCCGCAAUAUUAGCAUUUCAUACUCUCGUAUUUCCCUUGCUGAUGUAGCUAGAAAACUGAGAUUGGACUCUGAGAAUCCUGUGGCUGAUGCAGAAAGCAUAGUGGCCAAAGCCAUCAGAGAUGGUGCAAUAGAUGCAACUAUUGAUCAUGCCAAUGGAUGGAUGGUCUCUAAGGAGACUGGGGAUGUCUACUCGACUAAUGAACCUCAGAUUGCAUUCAAUUCCAGGAUCGCCUUCUGCCUAAACAUGCACAAUGAGGCCGUGAGAGCACUGAGGUUCCCACCAAACUCCAAUAAGGAGAAAGAAAGUGAAGAGAAGAGACGGGAGAGGCAACAGCAAGAGCAAGAGCUUGCUAAGCAUAUAGCAGAGGAAGAUGACGACUUCUAAUCGAGUCCCAAGAAAAGGUUCUUGCAGCUGUUUAACUUGUUUCUCUCUCCAAUGGAUCAGCAUCCGAAUUAAGGUUGUGGCAGACAUCUAUUUUGUAUUGAACGUUGAACUCCGUUGGUUAACACUGGUUUCUGGUCAUUUUCAUCAAGUCAUAAGGAUCCGACCAUACAUUUAUUGUUAGUGUGUUUCGUUUGUGAGUUUUAUAUGGGAUAUGCAGUCCCUCAUCAUGGUACAUUGUGAAUUAAUCUUCCUUGAUGAAAUUAGAUUAAAUUAAUUUUAUUUCAA
Messenger RNA from Musa acuminata AAA Group (dessert banana), 1869 nucleotides. RefSeq names its product probable 26S proteasome non-ATPase regulatory subunit 3. NCBI's taxonomy places the organism in Eukaryota, Viridiplantae, Streptophyta, Magnoliopsida, Zingiberales, Musaceae. Gene Ontology annotation, biological process: ubiquitin-dependent protein catabolic process; regulation of protein catabolic process. Bases 121 to 1584 code for a protein of 487 amino acids. The record is from RefSeq and is a predicted model, not a curated record. Gene Ontology annotation, molecular function: enzyme regulator activity. The transcript is spliced from 10 exons. Gene Ontology annotation, cellular component: proteasome regulatory particle, lid subcomplex; proteasome complex.